AAAUAUCAUUUUCGGAACUAAAUUCGUCAAUCACACGGAUUCUUCUCUCUCUUGUGACGCCAUUUUCAUCUCCUCUAUCUUACACUGUUUCUGUUCCUGAAAGUCAAAGCUGCCUUAAUUAUUGGAAUCCAUUGACUACUUCUGGAUCUUCGCUGCAUUAUGGAGAGGAAAAAUGAAGCACAAGUACUGAAAUUUACAGCAGAAACUUUCUGAUCCUCAAAAAACAGGAAACUAUGCUGAAUCUCGACAUGAUUACUGAUUCUGUUUCCUCCUUGGCCUUAUUGUUGUGCCUCUUUAUCCCACUCUUCCUCUUCAUCUUCCAUUUCCUCUCCACUUCUACCUUGUUUCCCUCUAAAACUAGUACCCCAUGCCCACAGUCUUACCCUAUUAUUGGAAACCUACCCGGCUUUCUCCGCAAUCGCCAUCGCUUCCCCGACUGGGUCGCCGAUAUGCUCUCCCAAACCCCAUCAUCCACCCUCCGAGUUCGCACCUUCCUCGACCUCUCCCAUGGAAUCUGCACGGCCAACCCCACCAACGUCGAGCACCUCCUCCACUCCAACUUCCCAAACUAUAUCAAAGGCUCUCGCUUCCACGACGUCCUCACCGAGCUCCUCGGCGAUGGCAUCUUCAACGUCGAUGCCCAUCUCUGGACUGUCCAGCGCAAGAUUGCCAGCCAUGAAUUCAACACCAAAUCCCUCAAACACUUCAUCUCCGACACCGUUGCAUCAGAAAUCUCGGACCGCCUCAUUCCUUACCUCUCUGCAGCCUGCGAGGAGAACAGAGCCAUCGAUCUCCAAGACGUGUUACAGCGAUUCGCUUUCGAUAACAUAUGUCAGGUCGCAUUCGGUGUGAACCCCGAGUGCUUGACCUCCGACAGCAUGUAUCAAAACCUCCCAAGCUCCAACUUUGUCAAAGCUUUUGAUGAUGCCGUGGAGAUUAGUUCCUCAAGGUUUCUGUCACCGUUGCCUUUACUAUGGAAGCUGGGAAGAUUUCUCAAUAUAGGCUCGGAAAAAAGAUACAGAGAAGCCAUAAAAGUAAUCGACCAAUACGCCAUGGAAAUCAUUCGGUCCAAAGAAGAAGAAGACAGUUCUGAAGUAACGCGUAAACAUCAAGAUCUGUUAUCAAGAUUCAUGUUCUCGACCUUGAAUGUGGAGUUUCAAGAUGAAAAACACAAGAGGAAGUUCUUGAGAGACAUAGUCUUAAGCUUCAUACUAGCCGGGAGAGACUCAACAUCCACGGCCUUGACAUGGUUCUUCUGGUUGAUGUCCGGCCAUCCUCGCUGCGCUAGUUUAAUACACGAAGAGUUGUCGUCGGCGCCGGAAAAACAGUCGGGAAUAUUCAGCUACGAGGAGCUGAAGAAGAUGCAUUACCUACACGCAGCUCUAACAGAAUCCAUAAGAUUGUUCCCACCAGUACCGAUCAAUUCGAGAUUAACGGUGGCCGAUGAUGUCUUGCCAGAUGGGACCCACGUCGGGAAGGGGUGGUUCGCCGAUUACUCUGCGUAUGCAAUGGGGAGGAUGGAUAAGGUGUGGGGAGAGCACUGUAGGGAGUACAGGCCGGAGAGGUGGUUGGGAGAGGAUGGAACUUUUAUGCCGCUGGAUCAGUUCAGAUUCCCUGUGUUUCACGGUGGGCCCAGGAUUUGUUUGGGGAAGGAGAUGGCUUACGUGCAGAUGAAGUCUGUUGCGGCGGCUUUGAUGUAUAGGUUUGAAAUCGUGGCCAUUGAUGGAGGUGCGAGUGCAGAGAAGAUGAAGAACCCGCCUUACAAGCUAUCUUUACUACUUAAGAUGAGGGGCGGCUUGCCUGUAAGGCUAAAGAGGAGACAGCUGUAAGAGAUGUUAAGUCAUUUGUCUUGUUUUGGACCUUUGGUGGUUUCCUUUCCUUAAAACAGUUUUUUAUCUGCUUCCCUUUCUUUUUAACUUUGCUAUUCAUAAAUUUUAUACAUCA
Messenger RNA from Carya illinoinensis, 1944 nucleotides. Its product is annotated as cytochrome P450 94A1-like. NCBI's taxonomy places the organism in Eukaryota, Viridiplantae, Streptophyta, Magnoliopsida, Fagales, Juglandaceae. The coding region runs from base 234 to 1829 and encodes 531 amino acids. The record is from RefSeq and is a predicted model, not a curated record. The transcript has a single exon. Gene Ontology annotation, molecular function: monooxygenase activity; oxidoreductase activity, acting on paired donors, with incorporation or reduction of molecular oxygen; iron ion binding.